AUGUCAGAGUACAACGACCUCUUCGACUUCAGCGCCACGCAGCCCGGGUUCGACGUAGUCGGCCCCGAGUACCCACCCCCACCAGCCAACUUGGCCCACUCAGCGGCCUGGACCAUGCCUCUUCACCCCGCCUUCGGGGCGAUGGAGGGUGACACGGCAGCAGCACAGCUGCAGCAGGGCGUGGGUCCCGCGCCUGAAGGCGCGGGAUCUCACCGAGUACCUUGGCAUGCAUGUGCCGUCUGCCUCGAACCCUACCAGACAGAUUCGGCCCUCCACCGACACGCCAUCGAGGCCCAACACCAGGCGUACAGGUGCAAGUGCGGCACGGGCUUCAGCAAGGCCUCGGCCCUUAGGCGGCACGUCGAGACCAAGGACGCGGUCAAGACCUUUGCCUGCGCCCUCUGUCCUGACAGGUUCGCCCGCAAGGACAAGCUCAAGGACCACUGUCGCCAUUAUCACAAGGUGACGGACCACGGACUGCGGGUGUUGUUUAGCUCUCUGGAGGUGAACCAGCCCCGGGCGCCGGGCGCUGCUACUCGCCGCCGGCGGGCUCCUGCUCUGCCCAGGGUUGCCGCGGCAUCAUCUGGAUCUCCGGCGGCGUCUCCCGCCCACGCUCCUGUCUGGCCCCGCGCGGCGUCUACUGACCAGCAAUACACCAAUGCUCCGGCCGGCCUGUCCAUCCCUACUGGCCCACUCGCCACGAUCAAUGCACUCCAAGUCCCGGACAGUAUUUCCAUCUCAACUGGUCAAUUCGCCUCAAGCGCGGACGCCUUUGCUGUUGAUCCUGCCCUCGACGGUGAGUUCUCGGGCAUGCUUGACGACAUCCUCGGGGACUACAGCUGGGCCGAGGGCUUCGACGCUUUCGACGUCUGA
Molecule: messenger RNA, 873 nt
Organism: Diaporthe batatas
Lineage: Eukaryota; Fungi; Ascomycota; Sordariomycetes; Diaporthales; Diaporthaceae
Exons: 2
Coding region: 1-873 (290 amino acids)
Biological process (GO): regulation of transcription by RNA polymerase II
Cellular component (GO): nucleus
Molecular function (GO): sequence-specific DNA binding; DNA-binding transcription factor activity, RNA polymerase II-specific
Source: RefSeq, a predicted model, not a curated record